AUUUCUCGACGGUGCACGGUGUACGCCCAGCCAUGCAAUUUCAAGAAGAUUCGCGAAUCUGCGCUUUCGUAUCUCAAAGAACGGUCUUCGCAAAUAGCGUCCAACCGGCCACGUUGGUCAUAAGCGAUGGGAAAAUACAGGAAAUAUCGUACGACACAGGUGAAGACGUUGUACGAUAUUUAUCACAGAAAUAUCCCGGCAUUCUGUUUAACGAUUGCGGCUCGUUAGUGCUGAUGCCUGGAAUAAUAGACUCCCACGUGCAUGUAAAUGAGCCCGGAAGAACCGAAUGGGAAGGAUUUCACACCGCUACACGAGCGGCCGCGGCUGGCGGUGUCACCACGAUCGCGGAUAUGCCUUUGAAUUCUAUUCCGCCCACCACCACAUUGGAUAAUCUCAAAGCUAAGGCGAGGGAAGCGUACGCGAAAGCGUUCGUAGACGUUGCGUUCUGGGGUGGCGUGAUACCAGGAAAUCAGCACGAAUUACGAUCGUUAAUUGACGCAGGUGUAGUCGGUUUUAAGUGCUUCUUAUGCCCGAGCGGAGUCGACGAAUUUCCACAUGUCACUGUGGACGAUGUGAAGAAAGCUUUUUUGGAAUUACUGCCUACGAAAACUGUGCUGGCGUUUCACGCAGAGUACGAGCGAGAUGAAAAAACGAAUUCGUUAACUGGCGAUCCAGAAUUAUAUGAUACUUUCUUGCGUAGUCGACCCGACUUCAUGGAACUCGAUGCCGUAAAAUUAAUUUGCGACUGGUGCAUAAAAUAUAACUUUCGAUGCCACAUAGUGCAUUUGUCAAGUGCGGAAUGUUUGACAUUAAUAAACGAUGCCAAGGCUCGUGGUGCGCCUUUAACCGUGGAAACGUGCUAUCACUAUCUGACACUGACCGCGGAAGAGAUACCGGCAGGUUCCACUGAAUUCAAGUGUUGCCCGCCAAUCAGGAAAAAAAGUAAUCGAGAACAAUUGUGGCACGGUGUUAAAAGCGGAACGUUAGAUAUGAUUGUCUCGGAUCACUCUCCCUGUGUACCGGAAUUGAAAACUUGCGGAAAUUUUUUGACCGCUUGGGGCGGUAUCUCCUCGUUGCAAUUCGGAUUAUCGCUGAUAUGGACAGCCGCGAGAACGCGAGGCAUACGGCUUUCCGAUAUCUCGAAGCUGUUAAGCAGUCAGCCCGCAAAGCUAUGCGGUCUCGAAGAUCGCAAAGGUGAUUUAUCGGUUGGCAUGGACGCGGAUUUCGUUAUUUGGGAUCCAGAUGAAUCUAUUAAAAUCGAGGCAGAUGACAUUUACCACAAGAAUAAAUUGACACCGUACAAAGGAAAGGUCCUGUUUGGAAAAGUAAUCGUAACUGUCCUUAGAGGACGAUUUGUUUUCAACGAAGGAAAGAUUUGCGACAAACCUAUGGGCAAAUUACUGCUAAAUGCAAAUAUUUUACAAACGAUAGAAACCCAGUAAAUUCCCUAGCUAUAUUUUGUUUCAGCGCUCAAUCUUUAUGGACCUUUUCAUGAUUUAAUAUCGAUCAUUAAUUAUAAAGAAAAAAAGAGCAAUAAUAACAAAUUAUAAAGAA
This is a messenger RNA of Wasmannia auropunctata (little fire ant), 1554 nucleotides long. Its product is annotated as allantoinase, mitochondrial. The record is from RefSeq and is a predicted model, not a curated record. Bases 33 to 1442 code for a protein of 469 amino acids. Gene Ontology annotation, cellular component: cytoplasm. NCBI's taxonomy places the organism in Eukaryota, Metazoa, Arthropoda, Insecta, Hymenoptera, Formicidae. Gene Ontology annotation, biological process: allantoin catabolic process; purine nucleobase catabolic process. Gene Ontology annotation, molecular function: allantoinase activity; zinc ion binding; cobalt ion binding. The transcript has 11 exons.